CUUAUGACGUACCUCGCACUCACGUUGCCUGUGCGUCAGCGGUUAGCGCCGCCGAUGCUUGGCGGGUUGUCCAGGUAACCGCGGGAGUUGUCUCGGUCAGCGAGCAUCCGAGACUGGUGUACGUCAUGCAGUUGAAGCACCUGAGGACCCUGCUGAGCCCUCAGGAUGGAGCUGCGAAGGUGACAUGCAUGGCCUGGUCCCAGAACAAUGCUAAAUUUGCUGUCUGCACAGUGGACCGAGUGGUACUUCUGUAUGAUGAACAUGGGGAGCGGAGAGACAAGUUCUCCACCAAGCCAGCUGACAUGAAGUACGGCAGGAAAAGCUACAUGGUGAAAGGCAUGGCUUUCUCUCCUGAUUCCACAAAAAUUGCCAUAGGACAGACUGACAACAUCAUCUAUGUCUACAAGAUUGGAGAAGAUUGGGGAGACAAGAAGGUCAUCUGCAAUAAGUUCAUCCAGACGAGUGCUGUGACUUGUCUGCAGUGGCCUGCGGAAUACAUCAUUGUCUUUGGACUGGCUGAAGGCAAGGUUCGCUUAGCAAACACUAAAACUAACAAGUCAUCUACUAUCUAUGGGACAGAGUCUUAUGUGGUAGCACUGACAACCAACUGCUCUGGAAAGGGGAUCCUCUCAGGUCACGCAGACGGCACCAUCGUCAGGUACUUCUUCGAUGAUGAAGGCUCUGGAGAGUCACAGGGAAAGUUGGUUAACCAUCCAUGCCCACCCUAUGCCUUGGCCUGGGCCACCAACAGCAUUGUGGCCGCUGGCUGUGACCGGAGGAUUGUGGCCUAUGGAAAGGAAGGCCAUGUGCUGCAGACUUUUGACUAUAGCCGCGAUCCUCAGGAGCGGGAGUUCACCACAGCUGCUGCAAGUCCUGGAGGCCAGUCUGUUGUGCUGGGAAGUUAUGACAGACUUCGGGUGUUCAACUGGAGUCCUCGAAGAAGCAUCUGGGAAGAGGCGAAACCCAAGGAGAUUGCUAACUUAUACACCGUCACCGCCUUGGCCUGGAAGCGGGAUGGCUCACGACUCUGUGCGGGAACACUCUGUGGUGGGGUGGAACAGUUUGACUGCUGCCUCCGAAGGAGCAUUUACAAGAACAAGUUCGAGCUGACGUACGUGGGCCCUAGCCAGGUGAUUGUGAAGAACCUGUCUUCAGGGACCAGGGUGGUGCUCAAGUCACACUAUGGCUAUGAAGUAGAAGAGGUGAAAAUCCUGGGAAAGGAACGUUACUUGGUGGCUCACACAUCAGACACGCUGCUGCUGGGAGACCUGAACACGAACCGCCUCAGCGAGAUAGCCUGGCAGGGAUCUGGUGGCAAUGAGAAAUAUUUCUUUGAAAAUGAGAAUGUGUGCAUGAUCUUCAAUGCUGGAGAGCUGACCCUGGUGGAAUAUGGGAGUAACGACUCCUUGGGUUCUGUGCGCACUGAAUUCAUGAACCCUCACCUCAUCAGCGUCCGUAUCAAUGAGCGCUGCCAGCGAGGAAUGGAAGAUAAUAAGAAAUUGGCUUAUCUUGUUGAUAUUAAGACGAUUGCUAUAGUGGAUCUGAUUGGUGGCUACAACAUUGGUACUAUCAGUCACGAAAGCCGGGUGGAUUGGCUAGAACUUAACGAGACUGGACACAAGCUUCUCUUUAGAGACCGGAAACUUCGGCUGCAUCUAUAUGAUAUUGAAAGCUGCUCUAAGACAAUGAUCCUCAACUUCUGCUCCUACGUGCAGUGGGUUCCAGGGAGUGAUGUGCUGGUAGCUCAGAACCGAAACAGCUUAUGUGUAUGGUACAAUAUUGAGGCCCCUGAGAGAGUCACCAUGUCCUCUAUCAGGGUAUGUUGAUACCAGGAGACCCCAGACAUGUGUCAGUCUAAUUAAUUAGAACCCUGAGGAGAAGAC
This is a messenger RNA of Mus caroli (Ryukyu mouse), 1883 nucleotides long. The record is from RefSeq and is a predicted model, not a curated record. Lineage: Eukaryota; Metazoa; Chordata; Mammalia; Rodentia; Muridae.